UCAAUGUUAGUUUAUUAAAUAGAGGAUGAAAAAUGAACUAAAUAUAUAGGGGAAAAUAUAAUUAUGUGUUUCAUCUCCCAACCCGUGACCUGGCACAAAAUAUUUUGAUCUAAAUUCCAAAACGAAACACUGAAUCCCCAACAACUCCAGAGCUUCGAAAUCUCCGCUUUUGCUUGAUUGAUAUUGAGAUUCCCAAUCUUCAACGGAGAAACAGCGAUGGUGGCGUGUGCCAACGUCGGCGUCCUCGGCUUACUCUUCGCUUUCAUGUGUCUUCUGCGGAGGAGCGACGCCAUAUGGCUGAGUUUGCCGGCAUCUGGCACAAAGUGCGUUUCUGAAGAAAUCCAGAGCAACGUCGUCGUUUUGGCCGAUUAUGUCGUCAUUUCCGAUGACCACGUCCAUGCCAGCCCUACCAUUUCCGCUAAGGUGACUUCACCUUAUGGCAAUAACCUCCACCACAAGGAAAAUGUCACACACGGCCAAUUUGCAUUUACAACUACUGAGGGUGGGAAUUAUUUGGCUUGUUUUUGGCGGGAGAGCCUUAAUGCAGGUGGUGGCGAUUUAAGUAUCAAUAUUGAUUGGAAGACGGGUAUUGAUGCCAAGGAUUGGGAUUCAGUUGCAAGAAAAGAAAAAAUUGAGGGUAUUGAGCUUGAGCUAAGAAAGCUUGAAGGAGCAGUUGAGGCCAUCCAUGAAAAUCUUUUAUAUCUUAAAACCAGAGAAGCCGAGAUGAGAAUUGUAAGUGAAACAACAAAUGCUCGCGUGGCUUGGUACAGUUUGAUGUCACUGGCAGUCUGCAUUCUGGUUUCAGCUGCCCAAAUAUGGCGUCUAAAACGAUUUUUCCAAAAGAAAAAGCUGAUUUAGUGAGAGGGAAAAGAAAACACUAGAUCAUGGACCUUGUAUUUUAUCUUUCAUCUGUUCAACUCGUAGAACUUUUUGCUCUGCAUAACGAAGUUUUCAUCUGGAAUCAAAGAUGUGUUGCUUUUAUUGUGUGAAA
Messenger RNA from Salvia splendens (bonfire salvia), 991 nucleotides. Its product is annotated as transmembrane emp24 domain-containing protein p24delta3. The coding region runs from base 217 to 858 and encodes 213 amino acids. NCBI's taxonomy places the organism in Eukaryota, Viridiplantae, Streptophyta, Magnoliopsida, Lamiales, Lamiaceae. The record is from RefSeq and is a predicted model, not a curated record. The transcript has 4 exons.